AUGCCCGUAAAGCUCCCGCCUUUACGCUGCAGAAGGCAUGCCAUCGGCGCCACCACCUCGAGUCCGAGCCGCUCCUCCUCCGCGCCACGCAGAGGACGUCGAAGCCACGCCAAUGGCCAGCCCGCUAGGACCCAGAUCUGGGCCGGGGGCGCGCCACCGGCCACCGCACGUAACCACGCCGCCCUGCCGCCAAGGGCAGCACCGCCACCUCGCCCACCGCCGGUGACCGCCGCCGGGUCGCCGGGCCGCCGCCCAGCUGAGCAGCACCGCCGCCGUCACCUGCCCAGGGAAGGGGACGAGCGCGCGGGGACAGAAGGGUCCGCCGCCGUCACCUGGCCAGGGAAGGGGACGAGCGCGCGGGGACAGAAGGGUCCGCCGCCGCCGGCACCACCCGGGCCAGCGCCGGGGGCACCCGCCGGCGGCGGCGGGGGAGAUCCAACGGAGGUAGAGGCCGAGAGGAAGGGGAGGGGGCGCGCCGCCCCGGCCACCUCCUGGGGAGGCGACGCAGGGGCGAGAACGGGAGGGGGGAGGGGGAAGAAGGGGCGGGAUGGGCCGGGGCGCGCGCGCCGGCGGCCGGCGGCGUCGGAAACCCUAGCGGGAGGGAGCAGUUCUAGAAGAAUGCGGAUCACGCGGUUAUUCAAUAUUUGUACAACAACAAAAAUUGAAUAUGGAUUAUUACAUUGA
Messenger RNA from Aegilops tauschii subsp. strangulata, 684 nucleotides. The record is from RefSeq and is a predicted model, not a curated record. Lineage: Eukaryota; Viridiplantae; Streptophyta; Magnoliopsida; Poales; Poaceae.